This is a messenger RNA of Mytilus californianus (California mussel), 1738 nucleotides long. RefSeq names its product uridine phosphorylase 1-like. Bases 134 to 1051 code for a protein of 305 amino acids. Gene Ontology annotation, biological process: uridine catabolic process; nucleotide catabolic process. Lineage: Eukaryota; Metazoa; Mollusca; Bivalvia; Mytilida; Mytilidae. Gene Ontology annotation, cellular component: cytosol; cytoplasm. The transcript has 8 exons. The record is from RefSeq and is a predicted model, not a curated record. Gene Ontology annotation, molecular function: uridine phosphorylase activity.
AAAAACAUUACAUGUACGACAACAGGAGCUAACACACAUUUAACAAUCACGUGAUUCUCGUGGCACUUUCAUUUGUAUACAAUACAGUCAGUUUAAAGUAUAUCUGUCAUUUGGAUUUAACUAACACAAUGUCAUGAAUUUACACGGACUAGUCCCAAUAAAAAACAGCAAACUCUUGCAGUUGAAAGUCGAUCACCUAUAUCAUAUUGCUCUUGACACGGAACAACAUGACCUGCAAACUAUGUUUGGGGAUGUUAAGUUUGUCUGCUUUGGUGGGCAGGUGUCUCGAAUGGAAAAGUUCACAAGUUUUGUUAUUCAUGAAUUAGGAUUACAGCCUGGCACGGGCGAUACACCUACAAAUUAUGCGGCUGGGACUGAUCGGUAUGCCCUUUACAAAGCUGGACCGGUUCUUGCUGUCAGCCACGGAAUUGGAAUCCCUUCUUUGUCGGUGGUGUUCAACGAAAUAUUAAAGCUUGUACAUUAUGCUAAAUGUACUGAUGUCACAUUCUUCAGAAUAGGAACUUGUGGCGGAGUAGGUUUAGAACCAGGAACUGUUGUAUUGACAGAGAAGGCAGUCGAUGGAGCAUUCCAGCCAUUCCUAUCCACGACUAUUCUCGGUAAGAAAGUGCAAAGACCUGCAUAUGUUGAGAAACCUCUUCUAGAAGAACUGCUUAGCUGUUCAGAAAAUACAGACGACUUCAAAACUGUCACCGGUACAACAAUGUGCACUGAUGAUUUUUAUGAAGGACAAGCCAGAUUAGAUGGAGCUUUCUGUGACUAUGACGAAGAAGAUAAAAUGAAAUUUCUGAAUAAUGUGAAAGCAAACGGCGUUUGUAAUAUUGAAAUGGAAUCUCUUGGAUUUCUCGCCAUGUGUAAUCAUGCAGGAGUACCAGGAGCAGUUGCAUGUGUAACGUUACUUGACAGACUAAAAGGGGACUUCGUCAGUACGGAUUUCAGUCUUUUAAAAUCCUGGCAACACAGGGCACAGACAAUCGUGCUAAGAUUCAUCAAGCAACGACUAACUCAACAAAACAGACAUAAAAAUGGUUAAAUCCUCAAUGUUGUGAAAUUUCAAUUUAAAAGAUAGAAGAAGACAGUAUUGAGCUCCGACUUGAUAUUUCUAUUGUUUAGAAUCUUAGUAUUUCAAAAGUUCCCUCUGAUGAAAGACUAAAACUUAAGACUCUUACCUAUUAUGAAUUAUUCAUAUAUUUUGAACACACAUAUUUAUAAAUAUAUAUAUACAUAUAUAAUUAUAUAUCAAAAAUGUUAACACUGUAUUGUUAAUUGAUCAAUUGUGUAAAUUCUGAUAACAUAUGGAUGCUUAUGAGAGUUGUCCAUAUGUAUAUAUGUUUAUUCGUAGUUUUCAUGACAAAAUUUUAAGACUUUUUAUCAGGUUAGCAACCACUUUCUGAAACAAUGGCGAUUGAGUUUUUUUAUCACUUUUAACCCAUGUUCUUUUAAAAACGCCUGAAGUCUGAAAUAAGAUAGUUGGUUUCAACUUGUUAAGGAAGUCUUCGUGAAUGCAUUUCCUGGAUAUGUUUGACAUUUUAUAAGUUUUGAGCUUAUCACAGUCUUAAUUGGUGAGGCUGAACAUCAAUGAUUAAAACAAUUGUCUCACAAUAAGAUAUUAAAGCCUUAUAAGAACGUUUCUUUACUCACUUAUCAGUUCAGAAACUGUAUAUGUACAACUUAAUGUUUGUGUUUUUAAGUACGAAUGAUUAAAAGAAUGAUUUGUAAA